This is a messenger RNA of Fukomys damarensis (Damara mole-rat), 3864 nucleotides long. It is a transcript of the gene Fmnl1, whose product is annotated as formin like 1. The record is from RefSeq and is a predicted model, not a curated record. Gene Ontology annotation, cellular component: cytosol. Gene Ontology annotation, biological process: regulation of cell shape; cortical actin cytoskeleton organization; cell migration. Gene Ontology annotation, molecular function: small GTPase binding; actin filament binding. NCBI's taxonomy places the organism in Eukaryota, Metazoa, Chordata, Mammalia, Rodentia, Bathyergidae. The coding region runs from base 636 to 3665 and encodes 1009 amino acids. The transcript is spliced from 26 exons.
CGAGCCGAUCCUCUGGUCGCCUACGGCCCGGAAGGAGUACGAUUCCCGGCAGGCUGCGCGGCGCUGCUGUCUCCCCCGCGGGUUUUUACUGUUGCAGCUGUUGCUCGAGGCCGGGCUGAGGCGAGGAACCAAACUAGAAAGGCAGUCGGGGGAAUUUGUGUGCGUGCCCUUGACGGUGCCUAGGUCAGUCCCAUCUUUGCACAGCGUCCCCGCCUGCUGCCACCCCUUGGGGAGGAAAUCUGCUCAGCUCAGCCGGCUUCCCGCCCUGCGGCCUGGGGUGUGAAGGCUUCGCUUCCAAUUCCAUCCGCUUCCGGUCCUGAUGGAAGGAGGGAGGCGGGCAAAGGCCUCGACCCAGGUCCUGCCUCUCCGGCUGGGGAAGAGGCCGCUGACCGGGCGAGCCCCGCGAUGUUGGCCGGUGGAAGCCGCAGACCCACUCGCUCUGGCCUCCCUUGCAGGCCCCGACCCCUUGGGACUGUGCGGGGCAAAGGUCAAGCCCACCAUCCCCCAGCCCAGGCCAGGGGCUUCGGGAGGAGCGUGCGGGACAAAAGCCCUGCUGGGACGAUGGCCCCCAGCCCCGUGGAGUCCUUCCUGCUGGAGAUGUGGAAACCCUGCCGUGGCUUGGGGAUCCCGCGGAAAUGAGCGUGGCCGCUGCCCGGGCAGCUGGUCUCCUCCUGAGAAUUGGCCUUCGAGCCUCAUGUGUCUGUUGUCGUUCAAAGCAGGUGUCACGGUUCAAGGUGUCUACUGGGAGAUUGGGACAGAGUCCCACAGAGUCUCUAUCGGCUUUGGAGGAAGUCAAGAACUGCAUGAACCUGCCGCCAGACAAGGUGCAGCUGCUGAGCCAAUAUGACGAUGAGAAGAAGUGGGAGCUCAUCUGUGACCAGGAGCGGUUUCAAGUCAAGAACCCCCCUGAAGCCUAUAUCCAGAAGCUGAAGAGCUACCUCGAUGUUGGGGGGGUCGGCCGCAAGGUUGCAGCUGACUGGAUGUCCAACCUGGGGUUUAAGAGGCGCAGCCAGGAAUCCACACAGGUGCUGCGGGAGCUGGAGACCUCCCUGAGGACCAACCACAUCGGGUGGGUGCAGGAGUUCCUCAACGAGGAGAACCGCGGGCUGGAUGUGCUCCUUGAGUACUUGGCCUUUGCUCAGUGCUCUGUUACGUACGACAUGGAGAGUGCGGAUGGUGGGGAGAAGAACCCCGAGAAGAGCAAGCCCCUGGAGCAGUCAGUGGAGGACCUCAGCAAGGGGCUGACCCCCAGGAGCCGCCACCUGACCGUCAAAUGCCCCCCUUCUCCCCGGUACGUAGCCACCUGGGGGCAGCAAACCUUUUUUUGGCCAAGAAUAAUUGAGCACGCUUAUUCAGUACUUCCGGGGUGCCAGGCACCGCUCUGCCUUCAUUUCCUGGUCUUAGUGACCCUACCAGGACGCAACUCUCCAUUCUUGUUGGAGAAAUGCACAAGGCUGACCCCCGCACACAGCAGGAAGACACUGCGCAGUUCUCGCAUCGUCAGCCAGAAGGAUGACGUCCACGUCUGCAUCAUGUGCCUGCGCGCCAUCAUGAACUACCAGUCUGGCUUCAGCCUUGUCAUGAACCAUCCAGCCUGUGUCAACGAGAUCGCGCUGAGCCUCAACAAUAAGAACCCCAGAACCAAGGCUCUGGUGCUGGAGCUCCUGGCAGCCGUGUGUCUAGUUCGGGGAGGGCACGACAUUAUCCUCUCGGCCUUUGACAACUUCAAGGAGGUGUGUGGGGAGCAGCAUCGCUUUGAAAAGCUGAUGGAGUAUUUCCGGAAGGAGGACAGCAACAUCGACUUCAUGGUGGCCUGCAUGCAGUUCAUCAACAUUGUGGUGCACUCGGUGGAGAACAUGAAUUUCCGAGUCUUCCUGCAAUACGAGUUCACGAACCUGGGCCUGGACCUGUACCUGGAGAGGCUCCGGCCCACCGAGAGCGACAAGCUGCGGGUGCAGAUCCAGGCCUACCUGGACAACGUCUUCGACGUAAGCGCGCUGCUGGAGGACACGGAAACCAAGAACGCUGUGCUGGAGCACAUGGAAGAGCUGCAGGAGCAGACGGCGCUGGUGAGGCUGGGCCCAACCCGAGUCCCUGGCCCACGGCCGCCCUCCAUCGAGAUCCUGCCCCUCGCUGCGACUGCGGUGUCGCCGGCCGGCUCCCCGUGCCCAGGUGCGCAGGCGCUGCCAGGUUCCCGCCCCGCCCCGCCUGCCACGCUCUCCCGCCCCUUCCCAGGCGUGAAGGCCAAGAAACCCAUCCAGACCAAGUUCCGGAUGCCGCUGCUGAACUGGGUGGCCUUGAAGCCCAGCCAGAUCACCGGCACUGUCUUCACCGAGCUCAACGACGAGAAGGUGCUGCAGGAGCUGGACAUGAGUGACUUCGAGGAGCAGUUUAAGACCAAAUCACAGGGUCCUGGUCUGGACCUCAGCGCCCUCAAGGGCAGAGCCACACAGAAGGGUCCGAGCCAGGCCAUACUCAUCGAGGCCAACCGGGCCAAGAACCUGGCCAUCACCCUGCGCAAGGGCAACCUGGGGGCCGACCGUAUCUGCCAGGCCAUCGAGAAGUAUGACCUGCAGGCUCUGGGGCUGGACUUCCUGGAGCUGCUGACCCGCUUCCUGCCCACGGAGUACGAGCGCAGCCUCAUUGCCCGCUUUGAGCGUGAGCAGCGGCCGCUGGAGGAGCUGUCGGAGGAAGACCGCUUCAUGCUGCGCUUCAGCCGCAUCCCGCGCCUGCCGGAGCGCAUGGCCACGCUCAGCUUCCUGGGCAACUUCCCGGACACCGCUCAGCUGCUCAUGCCGCAACUGAAUGCCAUCAUCGCAGCCUCCAUGUCCAUCAAGUCCUCGGACAAACUCCGCCAGAUUCUGGAGAUUGUUCUGGCCUUCGGUAAUUACAUGAACAGCAGCAAGCGAGGGGCAGCCUACGGCUUCCGGCUGCAGAGCCUGGAUGUGCUGCUGGAGAUGAAGUCCACGGAUCGCAAGCAGACGCUGCUGCAUUACCUGGUGAAGGUCGUUGCUGAGAGGUACCCACAGCUGUCCGGCUUCCACGGCGACCUGCACUUCCUGGACAAGGCAAGCGCAGUGUCCCUGGACAGUGUCCUAGCUGAUGUGCGCAGUUUGCAGCGGGGCCUGGAGCUGGCGCAGCGCGAGUUCGUGCGGCAAGACGACUGCACGGUGCUCAAAGAGUUCCUGAGGGCCAACUCACCCACCAUGGAUAAGCUGCUGGCCGACAGCAAGACGGCCCAGGAGGCCUAUGACUCCGUGGUGGAGUACUUCGGGGAGAACCCGAAGACCACGUCCCCUUCCACGUUCUUCUGCCUCUUCAGCCGCUUCACCAAAGCCUACAAGAAAGCAGAGCAGGAAGUGGAGCAGUGGAAGAAGGACGCAGCUGCGCAGGAGGCAGGGGUGGACACCCCUGGCCAGGGAGAGUCCCCUGCACGCAAGUCUCCACUCAGGGCGAGGCGCCAGCAGAUGGACCUCAUCUCGGAGCUGAAGCGGAAGCAGCAGAAGGAGCCGCUCAUCUACGAGAGUGACCGUGACGGUGCCAUUGAGGACAUCAUCACAGAUCUGCGGAAUCAGCCCUACAUCCGAGCGGACACAGGCCGCCGCAGUGCCCGUCAUCGACCCCCGGUUCCUCCCCUGCAAGUCACCACUGACUUGGCCCUGUAGCUGCCUGGAAGGUAGAGGGGCCUCGAGGACGGCCGGCCGUAACCUCGAAUGCUGCUCAAGCACCCCGACCCUGAGACAGCCAUACUCAGCGGGAGCCUGGCCUGUGACUUGUGAGGUCACCUUGCUGGCCUGGGCCCCUGGCCCCAGGACUCUCUCUGAGCCUUAUUUUUAUAAGAGAUUAAUAAAGAUGUUUGCAGAA